Molecule: messenger RNA, 729 nt
Organism: Letharia columbiana
Lineage: Eukaryota; Fungi; Ascomycota; Lecanoromycetes; Lecanorales; Parmeliaceae
Exons: 1
Coding region: 1-729 (242 amino acids)
Molecular function (GO): acyltransferase activity, transferring groups other than amino-acyl groups
Source: RefSeq, a predicted model, not a curated record
AUGGCCUUCGCCCAGAUACCGGCUCCAAGUGAUACCAUCAUGACCGAGCUAUCCAAUCUCAACAACAUCAUCACGGAUCGCCUCGUUCUGCGUCCUCUACGUUUUACCGAUAGAGACGUGAUUCGCUUCUUACGCUUCAAUCCCCAAGUCGUCGCUGCAUGCCUUGCACACAGAAAGGCAGAGACAGAGGCGGAAUUUGAUGCGUUUCUGGAGCGACUAAUGGAGGGUGGUAAGUGUGUGAGUCAUUGUGUUGAGCUGCGGGUCUCUUCCCAGAGUGAGGGCGAGAAGGUGGAAGCAAAAGAGCAGAAGUUGACGCAGGAUGAAGGAAACGAGCCCAACAGUGCGGAUAAGGAACAUAGAGAGAAUCAUAUCAUCGGCGUCAUGGGUGCCCACCGCGUCCCAGAGAUCGGCUACAUGUUCCUACCUGAGUAUUGGGGGAAGGGCUACGCGACUGAAGCUUUGAAAGCAUGGAUGGAGUGGUAUUGGAUAGCGUAUCCAGGAGGCCAUGUGGAGAGGGAAUAUCUGAACGCGAUCACGUGGCCAGAGGCGGUAGGUAGCCAGAAUGUGUUGCAGAAGUGUGGGUUUAUGUUCCUGCAUAACAUUCAGCAGGAAAUGGACAAAAAUGGAGAAACAGAGGAAAAGGAGGAUAAGGGUAAGGAGUUUGUCAUGCUUAAUCUUUGGAUUGCUGGGAGGCCACCUUCUAGGAGAAACAGUUUAGCAUCCAGCUAA